Messenger RNA from Nematolebias whitei (Rio pearlfish), 582 nucleotides. RefSeq names its product centrosomal protein 41 (gene cep41). The record is from RefSeq and is a predicted model, not a curated record. Gene Ontology annotation, biological process: cilium assembly; protein polyglutamylation. NCBI's taxonomy places the organism in Eukaryota, Metazoa, Chordata, Actinopteri, Cyprinodontiformes, Rivulidae. Gene Ontology annotation, cellular component: ciliary basal body. The transcript is spliced from 4 exons. The coding region runs from base 1 to 582 and encodes 193 amino acids.
AUGUCUCCGCCCUCCAACAUGUCUCUGCCCUCCGACAUGUCUCCGCCCUCCAACAUGUCUCCGUCCUCUAACAUGACUCUUGUCAUCAGUGGUGUAGGGGAGCUGAACUUGGAUGAAAUUAGUCGACAGAUGGCCGGUGAGCCAGUGUCCAGCCCUUCCCCACUUAACACACCAUAUCCUGACUGCCCCUACCUGCUGCUGGACGUCCGGGACCAGGACCAAUACAACCACUGCCACAUCAUCAGUGGUCUCAAGGUCAUCGCUCAGAAGUUUCCCAGUGGAAUGGUGACGGGCUCCUUCCCAGCCUCGUGCCUGUCCUCCCCCACCUCAAAGAGCAGGAGAAGCUCUGCUCCACAGCAGCUAGCACAGACAGCGGAGAGGAGGUGGAGGUUCACAUGUGAUGAGCUGACAAAGAUCCAGGAGCAGCUGGAAGAGACGCCCCUCCCCACCAACUCCAACAGCCGCACGUCCAGCUGCUUGACCACUAGUCGUGUCCCGUCAACAGCCUCGGGUCGUCUGAGCUCGUCCUCCUCCGCGAGCAAAACCAGCUCCAGAAUCCAGAGCAGCCGAACCUGGAAGUGA